Messenger RNA from Larimichthys crocea (large yellow croaker), 6711 nucleotides. It is a transcript of the gene kdm3b, whose product is annotated as lysine (K)-specific demethylase 3B. Lineage: Eukaryota; Metazoa; Chordata; Actinopteri; Sciaenidae. Gene Ontology annotation, cellular component: chromatin; histone deacetylase complex. Gene Ontology annotation, molecular function: chromatin DNA binding; histone H3K9 demethylase activity; transcription coregulator activity. The coding region runs from base 390 to 5756 and encodes 1788 amino acids. The record is from RefSeq and is a predicted model, not a curated record. The transcript is spliced from 24 exons. Gene Ontology annotation, biological process: regulation of transcription by RNA polymerase II.
GCUGAGGUGCUGCACAGCUCGGACACCAGAGGUCGCUGUUCCCGCCCAGCAGCGCUCAGUCUCCGCAGUGCUGCCCGUCUACGAGGAGUGCGUUUGAUUGUUGCAGGACUCAAUGGCGGACAGAGCAGGGUAGUCGCGUUAGCACCGAGGACAAUAACAUCUCGACUUGUGUGUAAUUCCUGGCGUGACUCACUCCGCCUCUGCGUGUCCCCGGGUGCAGCGGGUUGAAGCGGGGUUUGUUGUGCAAAAACAUAAAAAAAAAAAAAAAGUCGCUGCAGCUAUUUUUUUUUUCUGCUUUUCUUUUCCAGCAUUUGUUGAGUUCCCAUCACACAAGCGGAGAAGUUAACACUGUUUCAUGGUGGCUCACUGAAAAGAAAAGGGCAAACACCAUGGGGGACUCUCUUGAAUUGAUAGGGAAGCGUCUGCUUUUGCUCCUCGACGACGGCAGGUCGGCGAACGGAUCCGAACCGGAGAAGGCAGCCUGGGCUCGGGACUGGCUCCGGGGGACGGUGCGGGCAGUGAGCGUUAUCGGCCUAGCCGCCCCGGAGGUUAGCGGAGGAGAGGCGACAACAACAUCCACUCCUGCAGGGCUGACGGUAUUUGUGGAGUUUGAGAACGCUUCGCAGCGAUGCUCGUGGGUGCAGGUGUAUGACGAGGGAGUGAAAGCAGUGUUGGUGGAAGACUCCAUUGUUUGGGCCAAUCGGAGCAACGGUACUGGGACCACCGGAGCCCCGACAUCAGCCACAGCCUGGCCUGCUCUGAUCUUUCGCUCGCUGGUGGACAGAGUGGGUUUAGGAUCAUUGGUUCCCGUGGAGUAUUUUGGAAACAAGAAUUUUGAGUUCCUGCCUGACAACAAAACUGUCCAGAGGUUUGAGGUUGAUAAAGACUUUAGACACACUCUGUUGUUGGAGCAGCCCUCCCUGCAUGCUGCCAUCUCCAGCUGGCAUUCUGACUUUGAACUGCAGGAGAUCUUCAGGAAGGGUUCAUACACUAUUCAAGGACGCAGAGUUCACGUGUACCAGCCAGAGUUUGAGGAGUGCUGGGCUUCAGGACUGGUCUCACAGCAUGACCCUAUCUCUCACAUUAUGGAGAUUACUUUAGAUAAGGGAGAAGAAAAUCAGAUGGUAGAUCCUCGUGUGAUACAUGUCAUGCUGGCAGAAGAGGAGCUUGGUAAAAAUGGGCGGCGAAGGAAGGACAGUGAAACAAUGAAGGGUGACAGUGGACGCAGACGUAGGACUGCGUCCGAAGGGGAGGAUGACUUGAACUUGAAACGUUUUAAAGCUGCAGGAGAUGCAGGAACUGAUGGCCAAAACUGUGGCGAUUCCAACAAAACUGCAGCUGAAGGGAAGGGGAUCUGGGGCGGAGACUCGGCUGAUCGAGUCAGCAGCACAACCAAAAACGGAAGCUCUUCAGAAGGAACCUUUCCUCAGGGCAGGGUGUCAUCCCCCAACUCCAAUUCAUCGCUACAGAUAGACCAAUCAAGCGGCACUCCUACUCGUUAUCCUGCCCACGUUAAAGAAGAUGGUCGGGCUCUCUCCACACAAGGGGCAGCGGACUCCACCACUGCCGCUACUCACACCCCCACCCCUCCUCCCCUCAAGCCAGCCCCCUCUCCCUUCUCCACCACGUCUUUCCCCUCACUAGGCCAGAUGCCAAGCCUGGUCCCUGGAGCUCCUGCCCCCAAAGCUUCCCCAUCCCCCCAACCAGACCGAGAGGAGGCCUCCCAGUCAGCUUACUCUAAAACAGCUGCUCUUGUUUCCCCGGGGCCUGUUACCAUUUCGUGGUCGCACGACAGUGGCCCUAGCGUGGCACUUUCUGCUUCUGUGGGUUUUAGUCCUAAAGCCCCUACCUGGGGAAGCCAGACUGAGGGCUCUAAAACUGCGCCGGGUUUCCGUAUGCCCCAGACUUUGCCCACUGCCACGGUAUUUGGAGAUGUUACCUCUCAGACAAAUGGAGCUCCGACCACUACCACAACCUCACAGGACACUCCGAGGCCCUUUGGCUUCGGCUUUGGUGGAGCAAAGAAUGAGACACAAUCCCAGCAAGACCAAAACUUGUUUUUCCAGUGCAUGACCCAGAAUUCUGGCUCCAGCCCAAGCCUAGCUGCUGGUCAAACCCAGUCCAAGGACACUAAUUACUUCACCGCAGUGUCUGAGAGCCUGAGUAAAGAGCCCCCAAGCCUUUUCAAGCCUGCAGCCUCCUCUGAGGGGCUAAAAAAGCCUGAGCAGCCCAAAGUGCCUGAGACCCAUCCGACGAGAAAUGGUGUGCUCAACAGAUCAUCAUCGGCCUUCCAGGGCAUGGGUGGCUCUGCAGGAGGUAGAGGCUCUGGUUUAAGUAUUGGUGGGCUGACAGCAACCUCUGGGGCUCAGUGUACUUCUAAGAUCAGUAAUAAUGGGACUUCUGUGGGGGGCUUAGGGCUGCAGUCUGGUUUUAAUACUUCAGAUAGCCACCAGAACCUUUUUCUGCAGGCCUCCAAAAAGCCUGCUAAUCCAUUUCUGGCAUAUGGUGACAAAACCUCCCACACCUCAUUUGCUGGCCUCACUGGAGCUGAGCCACAGACCCUUGGCCCUGCCUCGGACAGCAAGCCUAAUCUGUUCACUAUGGCAGAGCCACCUAAGGGGAUUCUGUCGUCCCCUUUCCCAGCACUCUCAGCAGCUGCUUCACCCAGUUCUUCCUCCUCUCCAGCACCGGCCUCAGCACAGAAGUCACAGAGUGAAGGGACUGUGACAAAGGAGGAGCAAGAAGUUGGAGAGAUGCCUUCAUCCACCUCCAGCUGCCCCAUGUUUGGAAGCACUGGCUCUGGUGGAAUGGAGGAGGUCCCUGUGUCUUUUGACCAGAGCCAGUCUCAGAAGUUUACCCUGGAGGAAAGAGGCCAAUCAUCCAAACGUGACUCUGACUCCAGCAGCAACAGUGACCUGUCAGAUCUGAGUGAGAAUGAGGAUGGGCCAGAGAAAGGCCAGGUCCCAGGAGGACCACCACACGCUUCAAAGGAUGGCGCCAUGAUGCAGAAAUCUAAAGUCCAAGGUGCUGCUAAGAGCCGUCCACGUAACAAGCCUUUUAAAGUGGGCCAGUCUGUUCUAAAAGACCAGAGCAAAGUGCGUCGUUUGAAGCAGUCUGGUGAGUCCUUUCUCCAGGAUGGCUCGUGCAUCAAUGUGGCUCCUCACUUGCACAAGUGCCGUGAGUGCCGUCUGGAGCGUUACCGUAAAUAUCGAACUACAGAUGGAGACAGCGACGAUGACGACGACCCAAAUGUGGCCUGUCGUUUCUUCCACUUCAGAAGAUUGGCUUUUACCCGUAAAGGUGUACUGCGUGUAGAAGGCUUCCUAAGUCCACAGCAGAGUGAUGCCAUGGCCAUGGGUCUGUGGCUACCUGCACCAGCUGUCCAAGAGGGCCUUGACCUCGAUACAUCCAAGUACAUCUUGGCUAAUGUGGGAGACCAGUUCUGUCAGUUGGUCAUGUCUGAGAAGGAGGCCAUGAUGAUGGUGGAGCCUCACCAGAAAGUGGCGUGGAAACGGGCUGUACGAGGUGUCAGAGAAAUGUGUGACGUGUGCGAGACCACCUUGUUUAACAUCCACUGGGUGUGUCGCAAAUGUGGCUUCGGAGUGUGUCUUGACUGCUAUCGGCUCCGCAGGAACAGGCCAAGAGAGGAUGUAGAUGAAGGUCCGGAGGAUGAGGUUUUUGCUUGGUUGAAAUGUGCCAAAGGCCAGCCUCAUGAGCCACAGAACCUCAUGCCUACGCAGAUUAUACCUGGGACAGCUCUUUACAACAUAGGUGACAUGGUGCACUCAGCGAGGGGAAAGUGGGGUAUUAAGGCCAAUUGUCCCUGUGCCAGUCGACACACUAAGCCUCUAGUGCGCCCUAGUGCCCCCAAUGGGAUUUCACAGUCUACAACAAGCAGUGGUGGCGUCCUCGCAUCUGCAGCCUCCGGUAUAAGCUCCACUCCAAAAUCGGAGGGAGAAACGCCAGUGAUCAAAACAGAACCUACACAAACAGCAGCGCCAUCAGACAGUGGGGGAGGAGAAACUGUGGGCAGUACCAGUAACUCCACCAGUGGUACAUCAUCCCCUUGUAACCUCAGCCAGUCCUCCGCCAAGGAGGCACGCUCAUCAGGAGAGGGCAACAGCUCUGCUCUGCACUGGCUGGCAGACUUGGCUACACAGAAGGCUAAGGAUGACACCAGAGAAUCCGGUUCACUUCGCUCCAUGAUGAAUCGAGACAGCCGGCCUCCCUUUGGCCUGGAUUCACUCAGUGCCCUGUCGAAGCCUUCUGCUUCUAGCCCUAAGCUAUUUAACAGCCUGUUACUGGGCCCCAGCAUGGCCCAGUCCAAACCUGAGGGUUCCAGUCUCCGGGACUUACUCAACUCAGGACCGGGCAAACUCCCCCAGGGCCCUGGAGAGAGUGGGGUACCAUUCCCCUCUGUCUUUACCUCAGCAGGCAGCGACAAGCUGAAGACCAGCCUCCCAAACUUUCUGGAUCACAUCAUCGCUUCGGUUGUGGAGACCAAAAAGGCAGAAGGCCGUCGGACCGGGGCCUCUGAGGGCAGUGAGCUUGGUGUGUUAGGAGGCCGCAAAGAUGGAGUAAUGGGCCUUAGUGUUUUGGAACCACAUACCUCACACUCCUGGCUCUGUGACGGACGACUCCUCUGCCUACAGGAUCCCAGCAACAGCAACAACUGGAAGAUCUUCAGAGAGUGCUGGAAGCAGGGACAGCCUGUUUUGGUGUCUGGGAUAGAUAAACGUCUCAACAGUCAUUUGUGGCGGCCUGAUGCCUUCAGUAAGGAGUUUGGAGACCAGGAUGUAGACCUGGUCAACUGUAGAAACUGUGCUAUCAUCUCUGAUGUGAAGGUGCGAGAUUUCUGGGACGGCUUUGAGGUCAUCCCCAAGCGACUGCAAGAUGCUGACGGUAAUCCCAUGGUGUUGAAAUUGAAGGAUUGGCCUCCAGGAGAAGACUUCAGGGACAUGAUGCCUACACGGUUUGACGAUCUCAUGAAGAAUCUCCCAUUACCUGAGUACACAAAAAGAGACGGUCGUCUUAACCUCGCUGCCCGUCUACCUAACUUUUUUGUGCGUCCUGACCUCGGACCUAAGAUGUACAAUGCCUAUGGCUUGAUCUCGUCUGAAGACAGGAAGGUGGGAACCACUAACCUCCAUCUGGAUGUCUCAGAUGCUGUCAACGUCAUGGUCUAUGUUGGCAUCCCUCAAGGAGAGCCAAACCAUGAGCAAGAGGUCAUGAUCACCAUCGAGGAGGGCGAUGUGGAUGAAAUGACGAAGAGGCGAGUGUACGAAGCAAAGGAGAAACCUGGAGCUCUCUGGCACAUCUAUGCUGCCAAGGAUGCUGAGAAGAUCAGAGAACUGCUCCGCAAGGUGGGAGAGGAGCAGGGUCAAGAGAACCCUCCAGACCAUGAUCCCAUUCAUGACCAGAGCUGGUACCUGGACCAGGCUCUCCGUCGCAGGCUCUAUGAAGAAUACGGUGUUCAGGGUUGGGCCAUUGUACAGUUCUUAGGAGAUGCCGUAUUUAUACCUGCUGGAGCUCCACACCAGGUGCACAACCUGUACAGCUGUAUCAAGGUGGCGGAGGAUUUUGUGUCUCCUGAGCACGUGAGGCACUGUUUCAGACUGACCCAGGAGUUCAGACACUUGUCCACUACUCAUACAAACCACGAAGACAAGCUACAGGUGAAGAACAUCAUCUAUCACGCAGUGAAAGACGCUGUUGGGACACUGAAGGCACACGAACCCAAACUAGCACGCCCUUAGUUCCUCUCACUCAACACUGUCUCAAAACAACCAGCCUCUGACGACCACUCCACUACGUACACACACACACACACACGAUACGCAUUACAUACAGACAUACACAAGUACUACCUGCAGAGGGCAGAGUACAAAGAUAGAGCCUAGGUUUCUUGGGAGGGCAGUGAAGGUCUGGGUUUGCGGAAAGAGAACAUUUGUUUUUGGGGAGGGAUUUCGGGGAGGGGUUAGUCAGCGCUUUGAUGAAGGAAGUCCUUUAUCGCUGUUACACAGUAUGCUCAAACUUGUCUAGUUGUUUUUCCAAUUUUCCUUUUUUUUUUUUUUUUUUUGUGUUUUUGAUUAACAGUGUAUUUAAGGUCAGUGUGUUUGUUCUGUUGUUUUACUUGUAUAUGUAAGAGUAAGGGAGGUAAAAGCUGGCGUGCCUUUGGAGCAGAGGUUCAGCUACCAUAUAAGUGACUGACAAAAUGUGAGUACUGGGCUAACUUUCCUAUUUUGACGACGUUGAUAUUAUUUUUCUUCAAUAGGAGCAAGGUUAACCUGUUUUUGUAGAUUUCUUUUGUUGUUGUUGUUGUUGGAGUUUUUUAAACAGCUGAUUGCUUCCACCCUCCGGUGGCUGAAAUUAAUUUGCGAAGCAGCCAGCGAGGGGAGGCAGACCAAAGUUUCGUAUUUUUGUUUUUGUUUUCUUAUUUCACUUUUAGAGUAAGAAGUCUUUUCUUUUUUAUACGCCACAAGGUAAUGAACAAGAGGACUUCAGAGAGGGCAGUCAUUGUUUUAUUUUUGUUAGUUUUUUUUGGUCACCUAUCUUUGUCCUAUGGGGCUGAAUGAACCGCAGACUUCCAACAACAUUGUUCAAGAAUCACAUUUGCAGCUGAACAGAACUACUGGCCAUUAACAGUGUAUCAAUAUAUAUAUUGAUCUUAGCAGUCUGUUUGAUUUUUCACAAUAAAGUUUACAAAAACUA